Molecule: messenger RNA, 2359 nt
Organism: Anneissia japonica
Lineage: Eukaryota; Metazoa; Echinodermata; Crinoidea; Comatulida; Comatulidae
Product: geminin-like
Exons: 8
Coding region: 104-1081 (325 amino acids)
Biological process (GO): negative regulation of DNA replication; negative regulation of cell cycle
Cellular component (GO): nucleus
Source: RefSeq, a predicted model, not a curated record
AGGUGUGUCAUGUCAUUCGAAAACUCCCGGGGUAUUUAAAAAAAACUUCAGCAACUUUAGCACAAUUAAAUCAAGAAUUUCGGUGGUAAACCUCAUUAAAAUAAUGGAGAAAACGCAAGAAGACUCAAUCUUAAUGCCUCAACCAAAGUUUAUAACAAAGGUUAAACGAAAACAAGUUGGACAUGGAUUUGUAUCUAACUGCAUGACGACAAUGAAUGGUUCUAACAAGAUGUUCACGCCAAGACCAGCAACUGGCUCUACUAGCUCAUUGCUGGACAUGAAACGAAAGACAUUAUGUGCUACUGCACAGGGUUCUCCAUUAUUAGCCAAUAAAAGGCAGUCAUUGAAGGUACUACAACCCACAGCAGGUAACCAGGAUGGUCUUGUUGGCAGAAGUCCUACAAAUGACCAGGAUAUCAAGAAGUUAAAUUUCAAUUUAGUUGGUGAAUCUAAUGGCGACCAGAAUGAGAAAAAUGUCUCAAAAGAUCAGAAGUCUUCGCACUCAUCCAAAAGAGGAAGCAACAAGAAAAAGUUGGCAAAAUCCCUUAACAAGAAUUCCAGUGUCGGUAUUUAUGUUGACCCUGCAAAGACAAGCAGCUCAGAUGGAAGCAGUAGUGACCCUGAGAAACAAACUACCACCAAUGAUGAUAUAUAUGCAAUGAUGACCCAAGAUGAAGCUCCUGAAGGCUACUGGAAGGAGAUUGCUGAGGAAAGGAGGAAGGCUCUAGCUGAUACCCUUGAAGAAAACAAAAAUCUGCAUAACACUGUUAAUGAUCUUACAAUUGAGAAUGAACGAUUGAAAAAAGUAGCAGACCAAGCAGAAUACUUUGCUGGAAUCAUUGAGGACCUACUUGGUAAGAAAAUGGAUGAAACCUCAGAUAAUGAAGACGUUGCUUCAGAAUCCAACGCCAAUGAAACAAAUACAGGUUGCAAACGUAAAAGAGAAGAUGAUGACGAGGAAGGUGGAUCAGACAACAAGGGACCUAGACUAUACAGCUCGGAUGAGGAAGAUGCAGGAGAAAAUGUUGAGGACGAAGAGGUGGACGAUGAAGAGAACAGUCUUUUUGGAAGUUAUGUAUGAUGAUGUAUUUGACUCAAGUAAUCACAUGAAAUAUAUCAGAUGUGGACUUCACAUGAUUCCAGUAAAUACAGGAGAUAAAUUAAACAUAGAAUUUCCUGCAAGAUGCAAUGCCUCCAUUCUUGCACCAAGUUUCUUUUAAAUUGCAGUUAGAUUAAUUAAUAAGUGAAUUUGCAAUUUGAUGUCUUCCUUUGCACUAUCGGAUGCAAAAAUUACCUCAAAAUUAGCUUAAGAAACCAUUGCUUAAUUUUUUUAAUUGAUUUUUUGUUUUAAUUUUUUCCAUAAGUUCCAGUAUUGUCAUUUUGUUUGAGUUGUAAACUGAAAAAUUCGGCAAGCUUCUCAGUUAAAUACAUUUGUUUUAUCUUUUAAAUUGAUUCUGAAAAACAAGUUUGUUUUUUUUUAUGAAUGAUUAUUUUAUAUUUUAGUGUAGUCUGUGCUAAGAUUGAAUUUAAUUUGAUCAACCUUCUAGUAGUAAACUUUUUUUUUAAAUAUUUAGUAUAAAUUGGUGAAAAGUGAAAGUAAGUUACUUAUGUUUUAAUUUACAAAAUACAAAUCAGCCAAGAUCCAUCUAGAGGCAGUAAUUGUAGGUAAAAAGUUGAAAUAGUAUAAAUAAAAUGUUAAUCCCAAAAUGUAAUUUACAUAUGACUUUAGUGUUUUAAUUUACAAAAUACAAAUCAGCCAGGAUCUACCUUUAGGCAGUUUUAGGUAAAAUGUUGAAAUAGUAUGCAGUAAAUAAAAUGUUAGUCCCAAGUAUGUACAGCAAUAACAAAAUGUACACCUCAUAAUUACAGGCCAACACAAUUCAAUAUACCACAAGCUUGCCUUCAUUCAUUUAUUGUAGGGAAGAAGUGUUUUUUUACAGUCUGUAAGUUCCGUAAAAAUCUCUUUACAAAAAGUAAAGAUAAAAUUUAUCUUUUUAAGAUAAAAUACAGUCUUACCUGGAAAAAUUGUGAAUUGAAGUUUUGGUUUGUAAUGUGUGGGUGGAACUACCUAUUGUAUUACUCUAUAAAUAUAGGUAAUUAUAGAAAGUAAUCAUAUACAGUAUUUUUACUCUUUAGCAGCAUAGAAUAGAAAUUGUGAACUCCAUCUGAUUGAGUAAUUACAAGAUUCUAAGAUAAUGUACAUACUAUUUAUGGAUUAUACAGCAUUAACUGAAAUAUAUCUGUAAGGCUGUAGUGAAUCCCACCAGUAUUAUAAUAUGCCAUGUAAACUGUAGUGGCCUUAGUGUAAAUAUUGUUUGUAAAUAUGUUUUGUGUUGUUAAUACAAUUGAUGUUGUUAAA